Molecule: messenger RNA, 1053 nt
Organism: Dentiscutata erythropus
Lineage: Eukaryota; Fungi; Glomeromycota; Glomeromycetes; Diversisporales; Gigasporaceae
Source: the annotation of a GenBank genome assembly
AUGGAUAUUAUAAACAGUGCACAAACAGAGUAUAAAAAACUAGAGACGAAAUAUAUUGAUUACUUUCCAAAGCUCAUAGAAAAAAUGGACACGUCAACUUUGCGUGAAGCAAACCAACAAAUAGCUCAAGAUCCUACAAAUGAAGUAGAAGCUGUAAAGCUAAACCUUAUUGAAAUUUCACGGUCUAUCGAGCUUUUAACAUCGCAAGUGAACGACGAUCAUAAAGAGUUUCAAAAAACAAUAUCAAGAUACGAAAAAGUGAUAGAUAAAAAAUGGAAACAAGAUAUCACAAUCGCAAGUAAUCCUGACGCAUUUGUUGAUAAAGAGCAGGUUCUUCAAAGAACCAUAGCUUUGCAUUUUAUACGUCAAGGAAAAUUUAAAUUAGUGGAAACUUUCAUGAAAGAUACGCAAUUAAUGGACAUCACUACUGACUUGCAAGAACAAUUUGACCAUAUGUACAAAAUUUUGGAUGCUAUUAAUAAUUUUAAUUUAGAGCCAGCUCUAAAGUGGGCGAAAUCAAAACGUAAAGAAUUAGAGCAAAGGGGUAGCUCGUUGGAGUUUGAUCUCCAUCGUCUUAACUUCACCAAAUAUCUUGUUAAACAGCAAGACAAAAAGGGAGCUUUAAACUAUGCUAGAUUAAAUUUCAAUUAUUUUAGGACAAGACACAUGCGCGAAAUUGAGCGACUUAUGUGUGCUAUGUUGUACGUUAAUCGUCUAGAAUCAUCUCCAUAUGCGGAUUUGACAUCAGAUGAUGCAUGGACUGAUAUUCAAACAACGUUCACGCGUGAUUUUUGCAAUUUAUUGAAAAUGUCGUGUGAUAGUCCCUUAUAUACAAGUUUAACGGUUGAAGUUCCCCUCACAGAUGAUAUGAGAUUCCAUUCUAUCUUUGCUUGUCCUGUAUCGAAAGAGCAAUCGUCAGAAGAUAACCCCCCUAUGAUGAUGCCAUGCGGACAUGUGAUAUGUAAAGAGAGUUUGAAUAAAUUGAGUAAAGGAAAUGGCCGGUUUAAAUGUCCAUAUUGUCCAAGCGAGUCUACAUCAAAUCAGGCUGUAAAG